Molecule: messenger RNA, 3145 nt
Organism: Numida meleagris (helmeted guineafowl)
Lineage: Eukaryota; Metazoa; Chordata; Aves; Galliformes; Numididae
Gene: UTP25
Product: digestive organ expansion factor homolog (zebrafish)
Exons: 12
Coding region: 546-2861 (771 amino acids)
Biological process (GO): maturation of SSU-rRNA from tricistronic rRNA transcript (SSU-rRNA, 5.8S rRNA, LSU-rRNA)
Cellular component (GO): small-subunit processome; nucleolus
Molecular function (GO): rRNA binding; U3 snoRNA binding
Source: RefSeq, a predicted model, not a curated record
CUGGAGGGAUGUGUGGGACGGAAAGCAGAGGUUAGGCAAGCAUGGAAGAAACAAACUGCCUUGCCUUCUGACUUACUUCAGACCUGUUUCUUAAGAGGUCUGCAUCUUCAUUAUGUACAACAACAUGGUGUAUAUGAAACAAACUCGAACUUAAAUUCUGUUCUACUAUCUGUGGUUUAACUUACACUGCCUGAGUAACUUACAGCAAAACUAUUUAAAGUUUACUUACACUUGGAUAGGAAAAGAGACUGAACAAUACAUUUAUUUGAAUAAAAAUGUAUACAAUGAAAACUUACAGAAUAAAAUGAAAGAAAAAAAAAAAAAGGCGGCGGUAUUAACAGCACACGGGAGCGGACAAAUAACCGAGCAAAAGCUUGAGCGUCCCUCCCCGUUAGAGAAAGCCGGCAGUGUCACGGAACGCCCCUUCCGCCUUCUGGGCUUUGCAGCGGCGCUCCCGGCCCCGCAGGGAGAGCGCGGCAGCCGCGCCACACGGCAGUGCGACAGCCGGCCCUGACGGCCGUGCCGUAAAGCGCCGCGCUGCCGGCAUGGGGAAGCGGCGCGGCGGGCGGGAGCUGGCGCGGGGCUUGAGCAAGCGGCAGAGGAAGCACCUGCGGCAGUUCGGGGAGCAGCACCCCGUCUGCGACCGGGUUUCUGGAAGACCAGACGCAACUCAAAUAUGUGAACUGUCUGACAAUUCUGAUAAAUCAAGUGCAGAAAGCGAUUCAGAGACUGAGGUGGAACAAGUCUCUGUCUAUCACAAGCUUCUGGCUACACUGAAGGCAUCUCCUGAGUCUGAGAGUGAGGAAGAGGAAGAUGAAAGUGAAACAGAAGAAGCUGGGGAGAGUGAGGCAGAACUGGACAGCGAAGGGUCCCAGGAGCCCAAAGAAGCAGUUGGAGGUGAAGAGCAGAACGGUGUACCGGAGCAGGAAGAAGAAGUUGCAGCUAAAGACCCACCAGAACAGGCGGUUGGCCAGGAGCAGGCUGAUGGGGAGGAUACUUCUUGUGACCCUAAUCAUGGAGCAAUUGAGGAGUUUACUGAUGUGAAACAUGAAGCUGAAUUUAGCUUGGAAACCAAUUUCAUGGAAGAGGAGAGUGGAGACUGCGAUGCAGACAAGAGAGAGAGCAGUUCUUCACGAGCCUUUUCAGAAGACCCGUUUAAACAGCACAUGGACAAAGAACUCGAAGAAGGAGAAGUAGAAAAAAUAUCUACACUUUCUAAAACUUCAAGUCAAAGCAAGUGGCCAAGGCUAGGUCAACUCACUUUUUCAUCCACUUUGGAGAAACAUAUAACUUUAAAACCAGACAAAGAAUUCAGUGUGAAACAGCUUUAUCUUCACAAGCCUUUAGAAUCCACUUGGCCAAAAGUGAAUAAACAUUUCCUGUCCUCAGUGAGCAAACCAAGCGAAUCCUCUUUUACCCCAUUACAAAGAGAGCUCUUCUGUAUCAUGAAUACCUACAGGGACUUGUUCUAUCCAGAGAGAAAUGCUUUAACAAACGGAGAAGAAAUCCGGCAUGCUUACUGCUUGCAUGCCUUGAACCACGUUCUGAAGGCAAAUGCCCAGGUGCUCAGCAACAAUGCCAAAAAACGAGACCAAAAGCCAGGGACCGACAGUGACGACUUCAGGGAUCAGGGGCUCACCAGACCUAAGGUGCUGAUGAUAGUGCCCUUCCGGGAAUGUGCUUUGCGAAUUGUGCAUAUUUUCAUCAGUCUUCUUGAAGCGAACGAGAAAAGAAAAAUAGAUGUAAGUAAUAAAAAGCGCUUCAAAGGGGAGUUUGGCUCUGACCCAGACGAGAAGCCCCCCAACCUGAAAAGACCUGAAGAUUACGAAGCCGUCUUCGCUGGCAACAUUGAUGACCAUUUCAGAAUUGGGGUUGCGAUUCUUCAAAAGAGCAUGAGAUUAUAUGCACCGUUUUAUUCAUCAGACAUCAUCAUUGCCUCUCCCCUGGGUAUGCGGACCAUCAUUGGCACAGAGGGAGAGAAGAAGAGAGACUUUGAUUUUCUGUCAUCCAUAGAAAUGCUCAUAAUUGAUCAGGCAGAUAUUUACCUAAUGCAGAAUUGGGAACAUGUUCUGCACCUGAUGAAGCACAUUAACCUGCUGCCUUUGGAUUCCCAUGGGGUAGACUUUUCCCGAGUGCGAAUGCCGAACCUCAAUAACUGGUCCAAGUACUACCGUCAGACAUUGCUGUUCAGUGCCCUUCAGGAUCCUCAGAUUAAUGCUAUCUUCAACAAACACUGCUUCAAUUACAUGGGGCAGGUGGCUGUCCGCAACGUGCCGCUGAGCGGCUCCAUUAGUCGUGUUGUGGUCCAGCUCCCUCACGUUUUCCGGAGGAUAGAAGCUGAAAAUUUAACUUCUGUAAUAGAUAUGAGGUUUCAGUUCUUCAUUGACAAAGUUUUGCCCGAGUACCGUGAUGCCAUCAUGUCACACACGCUCAUUUACGUUCCAUCGUAUUUUGACUAUGUGCGACUUCGAAAUUACUUCAAGAAAGAGGAGCUGAAUUUUACUCACAUUUGUGAAUACGCUAAAAAGGCCGCCAUCUGCAGAGCAAGGCGGUCCUUCCUCAAGGGAGAGAAGCAGUUCUUACUGCUCACUGAGCGCUUCCACUUCUACAAAAGGUACACAAUAAAAGGCAUUAGGAACCUCAUUUUCUAUGAGUUACCAACCUACUCCCACUUCUACAGCGAGAUUUGUAAUAUGAUGAAGGCCACAGACGGUGGAGUGGAUGCCACUUGGACCUGCACUGUGCUCUACUCCAAGUACGAUGCUCAGAAAUUGGCUGCAGUGGUUGGCAUAGAUCGCACCGCUCAAAUGCUACAGUCCAAGAAAAAUGUGCACCUCUUUGUUACAGGAGAAAAUGAAUAAGUGACAAGGCAAUUGGAUGGACCCAGAUUUUACACCUAAUGAACCUUUUGAUGUUACUUAAAAAAAAAAAAAAAAUUAAAACUUUUUAGUCCCUUUUGCUAAGUAUUCCAUUUAUACAGUAUUAAUUUUUGUAUUUCAAGUUUCUGUCCAACAGGAAACAAAGGCUGUCAUUCAAGAAAGCAUGGAUUGUAAGGUUUCUUCUGUAUAUAAAGAAAAUCAAUCCAGAGUUAUUGUUAUGUAUUGAAAAACUCACUGGUCAGUAAAGAUUGGUGGUUUGAUAAACA